AUGUUCCCUCUAAACUUGCAUGCGUUAACAGACGCGCUAGAGCCCCGAGACUGCCGCACAGCUCCCACGAGACUGCCGCACAGCUUCCACCAGACUGCCGCACAGCUCCCACGAGACUGCCGCACAGCUCCCACCAGACUGCCGCACAGCUCCCACGAGACUGCCGCACAGCUCCCACCAGACUGCCGCACAGCUCCCACCAGACUGCCGCACAGCUCCCACGAGACUGCCGCACAGCUCCCACGAGACUGCCGCACAGCUCCCCCGAGACUGCCGCACAGCUCCCCCGAGAAUGCCGCACAGCUCCCACGAGACUGCCGCACAGCUCCCCCGAGACUGCCGCACAGCUCCCCCGAGAAUGCCGCACAGCUCCCACGAGACUGCCGCACAGCUCCCACCAGACUGCCGCACAGCUCCCACGAGACUGCCGCACAGCUCCCACGAGACUGCCGCACAGCUCCCACGAGACUGCCGCACAGCUUCCACCAGACUGCCGCACAGCUCCCACGAGACUGCCGCACAGCUCCCACCAGACUGCCGCACAGCUCCCACGAGACUGCCGCACAGCUCCCACGAGACUGCCGCACAGCUCCCCCGAGAAUGCCGCACAGCUCCCACGAGACUGCCGCACAGCUCCCACGAGACUGCCGCACAGCUCCCCCGAGACUGCCGCACAGCUCCCACGAGACUGCCGCACAGCUCCCACGAGACUGCCGCACAGCUCCCACGAGACUGCCGCACAGCUCCCACGAGACUGCCGCACAGCUCCCCCGAGACUGCCGCACAGCUCCCCCGAGAAUGCCGCACAGCUCCCACGAGACUGCCGCACAGCUCCCCCGAGACUGCCGCACAGCUCCCCCGAGAAUGCCGCACAGCUCCCACGAGACUGCCGCACAGCUCCCACGAGACUGCCGCACAGCUCCCCCGAGACUGCCGCACAGCUCUCCCGAGAAUGCCGCACAGCUCCCACGAGACUGCCGCACAGCUCCCUCGAGAAUGCCGCACAGCUCCCACGAGACUGCCGCACAGCUCCCCCGAGAAUGCCGCACAGCUCUCCCGAGACUGCCGCACAGCUUCCACGAGACUGCCGCACAGCUCCCCCGAGACUGCCGCACAGCUCCCCCGAGACUGCCGCACAGCUCCCCCGAGACUGCCGCACAGCUCCCACGAGAAUGCCGCACAGCUCCCACGAGACUGCCGCACAGCUCCCACGAGACUGCCGCACAGCUCUCCCGAGACUGCCGCACAGCUCUCCCGAGACUGCCCGCACAGCUCUCCCGAGACUGCCCGCACAGCUCUCCCGAGACUGCCCGCACAGCUCUCCCGAGACUGCCCGCACAGCUCUCCCGAGACUGCCAUACAGAGUGCUGA
Molecule: messenger RNA, 1371 nt
Organism: Salmo salar (Atlantic salmon)
Lineage: Eukaryota; Metazoa; Chordata; Actinopteri; Salmoniformes; Salmonidae
Source: RefSeq, a predicted model, not a curated record